GAACUUAUGUGAUUUUCAGUCAAGUGAAUCAAUAAAAUACUAGUAUGAAAUAAACCCCAAAUUGAAGAAACUAAAACCCCAAAGCAAAGCCCUUUUUGCAUCUGCUUAGUAGCCUCAACAGACAUGGCGACUUUCACCGCCAGAUCCCUCCUCCGCUCCGCCACUACCUCCGGCCGAACAGCCGCCGUUAGACUUUCCGGUAGUUCCAAACCAAAGGCCUCUCCCUCCCCCAUUCGUAUCCCUUCACAGAAACCACUCACCGCUCGCAUUUUCAGGUCACCUGUUGAAAUGAGCUGUAUAAGAGUGGAAACGUUGUUUCCAUAUCACACUGCUACUGCCUCUGCUUUGCUGAAUUCCAUGUUAUCUGGCACUCCUAGGUGCUAUGGUUGGACUCUUGAAGAUUUGUGAAUCAUGCAGCUGAUAUUGAUUGUUGAUGAGUUAAUUCCAUAAUAAGCCUCGAGAAAAUUGAAUCAGAUAGUUUGUCGGAUCGAAAGUUGUUUAGCAUAUACAUUUUGCCUUUACAAUUGUAGUUGCUAAGAUGUAAAUGACAGUCUAAUACUGGGUAUUUAAUCAGAUUGCAAGGAUGAUGUAUGAAUGUCAAAGAGUUCAAGUGAAGCUUUAUGUCCAAGCGGUCUAAGAGAAUAAAUACUAGAGUACUGAAUAAGAACAUGGGACUCUUUCCCUUUCUAUGAAUUCUGGCUUCUAUUGAAGUAUAUUAUCAUUAUCAAUGGUAUUUACAUUUUGAAGUCCUAAGUUA
Molecule: messenger RNA, 757 nt
Organism: Nicotiana tabacum (common tobacco)
Lineage: Eukaryota; Viridiplantae; Streptophyta; Magnoliopsida; Solanales; Solanaceae
Product: protein NUCLEAR FUSION DEFECTIVE 6, mitochondrial
Cellular component (GO): mitochondrion
Source: RefSeq, a predicted model, not a curated record